GCGCAGCCCCGUUGCGGUGGUCGGGUCGCAGCCUCAUGGAUCCGGAGGGAGACGGCGCGGCCUCGCGGGGAUACCGAGCGCGUUACUCCAACGAGGAGCAGCGAGCGGUCAUGUUGCCCUCAGCCCCCGAGAGCGGAGGCACCGGGAGGGGCAGCGGCAGCGGCAGCGGGAGCAGGAGGGGCACCAGGAGGGUUAUUGUUGGGGUAGUGCUCUUGUGUAUGUUAAUUAUACUCCUUGGGCUUGGCCUUGGGUUUGGACUAAGAUCGUGUGCUCCAAAAACAGCUCAAUUGUGGAGGUGCACGAACAUGACCUGCGGUGAGAAGAGUUCAUCAAAGAGUCUCUGUUCAUGUUCUAACAAUUGUAUUCAGGAGAAAAAUUGUUGCACCAACUAUAAAAGUAUUUGUAGAGGUGAAAAUACCUGGCUGCAGGAUACACAUGAAAAUAUUGAUAAGCCAGAGUGUCCAGAAGGAUUCAAUCGAAGUCCGGUUAUUUUGGUUUCAUUGGAUGGAUUCCGAGCUGAUUAUUUGCACAAGUGGAGGAAUGUUAUGCCUGUUCUCGAUAAACUGAGUAACUGUGGAACAUAUGCCUCACACCUGAUACCAGUGUAUCCAACUAAAACCUUCCCCAACCAUUACUCCAUUAUCACAGGGCUGUAUCCAGAGUCUCAUGGUUUGAUUGACAAUAAAAUGUAUGAUGUGCAGAUGAAUGCUAAUUUCAGUCUACGAAAGAAAGAGAAAUUCAAUCCCGCUUGGUACAAAGGGGAGCCUUUGUGGCUAACAGCUAUGUAUCAGGGCUUGAAGAGUGGCAUCUUCUUCUGGCCUGGAUCUGAGGUCGCCAUAAAUGGAACCUACCCAAACUUUUACAAAAUCUAUAAAAGAAGCAUUACAUUUGAAAAAAGAAUUUUCGAAAUUCUUCAGUGGCUUGAUUUGCCCAUCAAAGACAGGCCUGAUUUGUACACCCUGUACUUUGAGGAACCAGACUCGACAGGACAUCAAUUUGGGCCUAAUAGUAAUGAAGUGGGAAAAAAACUGAAGAUGGUGGAUGAGAUGUUGGGCAUGUUGAUGGAUGGACUUAAACAAAGAAACCUGCAUCGAUGUGUCAAUCUGAUUGUUUUAUCUGACCACGGAAUGGAAGAAUUUAGCUUUUCAAGGAUUGAAUAUAUGAGCAAUUACGUGGACAACGUUGACGACUUCUACAUGGGUUCUGGUCCAGCUCCUCGCAUUAGACCAAGCAAUGUCCCCAAGGACUAUUUCACAUUUGAUGCUGAAGGUCUUGUAAGAAAACUUACAUGCCGAUUACCUGGUCAGCAUUUCAAGCCCUACCUGAAACGUUUCCUGCCAAAGCGUUUCCAUUAUGCCAACAGCCUAAGGAUUGAAGAAGUUAAUUUGUAUUUGGACCCACAGUGGCAGGCUGGGCUGAAACAUGGUUCUAUCAAGUAUUUGACUGGGGGAUUCCACGGCUCUGAUAAUCGAUACAAAAACAUGAGGGCCCUCUUUAUAGCCUAUGGACCUGGGUUUAAAGACAACACUGAAGUUCAACCAUUUGCCAAUAUUGAAAUCUAUAAUCUGAUGUGUGAUUUGUUGGAGAUCACCCCUGCACCUAACAAUGGAUCUCAUGGGAGCCUGAAUCAUCUUCUGAAGAAACCUAUCUUUAACCCUACUCAUGCCAAGGAAAGGUCAUCACCAACUUCAUGUCCUUUUACCAAACUGGCUCCAAAUGAUAGUCUCGAAUGCUCAUGCAGUCUUCCGGCCUCAUUGUCAAGAAUCGUCAAGAAAUUAAAUCUUUCCUCGACUGAAGUGCAAAAUGCAAAUGCUCAACAUGUCCCAUAUGGCCGUCCAAGAGUUUUACAGGACGGCAGCAAGUACUGCCUCCUGCAUCAACAUAUGUACAUAAGUGGCUACAGUCAUGACAUUCUAAUGCCACUCUGGACGGCAUACACGAUCAACCAAAUGGACAAGCCAACUGCUAAUCUGUCAAACUGUUUGUUUGCUGAUGUUCGAAUCUCUCUGAACAGUAGCCAAAAGUGCUCAUAUUACAAAAAGGAUCACAACAUAAGCUACGGGUUUCUUUAUCCCCUGAACCUGCAAGACCAACAUGAUAAGUACGAAGGUCUGUUGACCAGCAACAUUGUGCCCAUGCACAAAGCCUUCCAAAAGGUGUGGAAUUACUUCCACAACGUUUUGCUGGUGAAAUACGCCAUCCGGAGAAAUGGUAUCAAUGUGAUCAGUGGACCUGUGUUUGAUUACGAUUUUGAUGGACACUUUGAUACUCCAGACAAAAUCCUAGAGUAUCUGCAAGAUAUAAAAGUGCCCAUCCCAACUCACUACUACAUAAUCCUUACCAGCUGCACCAACACCUCCCAGACCCCAACUCAGUGUAAAGACUCACUGCGUGUGCUGUCCUUCAUUCUGCCUCAUAGAACUGACAACAGUGAGAGUUGUGCGGACGGCAAGGAAGAGUCCCAGUGGGUUGAGGAGCGAGUUUGGAUGCACACAGCACGUGUCCGGGAUGUGGAGCUUAUCACUGGCCUCGAUUUCUAUCAGGACCGGAAACAGCCAGUCACAGAGAUUUUACAGCUAAAAACAUUUUUACCGCCUCUUGAAGAUAAAAUGUAAUUAUUUGAUUAAAGUGCUGACUGUUGCAGCAAGAUUUUUUAAGCUUUAAA
Callorhinchus milii (elephant shark) is the source of this 2665-nucleotide messenger RNA. Its product is annotated as venom phosphodiesterase 2. Gene Ontology annotation, cellular component: cell surface. The coding region runs from base 36 to 2615 and encodes 859 amino acids. Gene Ontology annotation, molecular function: phosphodiesterase I activity; metal ion binding; nucleic acid binding. The transcript has 24 exons. Gene Ontology annotation, biological process: regulation of bone mineralization; nucleoside triphosphate catabolic process; negative regulation of fat cell differentiation. Lineage: Eukaryota; Metazoa; Chordata; Chondrichthyes; Chimaeriformes; Callorhinchidae. The record is from RefSeq and is a predicted model, not a curated record.